CCCUGAACGCAGCACUCAGCAGAUGAAUUGAGUCUUGGGAAGGACAUUGACAACAAAAAUGAUCAUCGAUCGAAAAUGACCUCGUAAGAAUGAUUAUACACUCAUUCGUGGACGGGAAAAGACGUUGUCUGUGUCAGACUUCUGACUGACAUUUAACUGGUUGGACAACGGUGAAAGAGGCCAGAGUUCCUAGUCAUGGAGGCUCGCUUUGGUAACAUUGUGUUUAGCUCCAAGUUUGACUCAGGAAACCUGGCACGAGUUGAAAAGGUGGAGAAGCGCAAGACGAGCCCUCCCUCUGACACGGCCUCCAGUGGGAGCUCCUCCUCGGGGGGGCAGCUCACCCCCGACUAUGAGUUCAAUGUGUGGACGCAGCCGGACUGCGGCGGGACAGAGCACGAGAAUGGAAACAGAUCAUGGUUUUACUUCAGUGUGCGGGGGGCGACAUCAGGGAAGUUGAUGAAGAUUAAUGUGAUGAACAUGAACAAUCAGAGGAAGUUGUACAGCCAGGGCAUGGCUCCUCUCGUGCGCACAUUACCUGGCAAAAACCGAUGGGAAAGAAUUCGGGACCGACCCACAUCUAAGAUUGUGGAUAACCAGUUCAUCCUUUCAUUCACUCAUCGGCUCUUGGAAGUGCGAGGGGCUACCACCUACUUCUCUUUCUCCUAUCCUUUUUCCUACACCGAGUCCCAGGAGAUGCUGCAGCAGCUGGAUGACAGUUACCCCAAUGCUGCCCAGCUCAGUCCAAGCAGUGCACCUGGUGCUGUGUAUUACCACAGAGAGUUGCUGUGCUACUCUCUGGAUGGUAACAGGGUGGAUCUUCUCACUGUGACCAACUGCAACGGCAUGCAGGAUGAGAGAGAAGUCCGUCUGCCCAAGCUGUUUCCUGAUGACAACACUCCAAGACCACAUCGCUUCUCCAGCAAGAGGGUGUUUUUUCUUAGCAGCCGUGUGCACCCAGGGGAAACUCCCUCAGCUUUUGUUUUCAACGGUUUCCUGAACUUCAUCCUAAGAAGAGACGACCCACGAGCAAACAUGCUGCGCAACAUGUUUGUGUUCAAGCUCAUUCCCAUGCUCAACCCAGACGGGGUCGUCCGCGGACACUACAGAACUGAUUCCAGAGGUGUGAACUUGAACAGACAAUACUUGAACCCCAGCCCUGAGCUCCACCCCUCCAUCUAUGCAGCCAAAACCCUAUUGCUCUACCAUCACACACACAACCGCCUGCACAGCGCCCACAGUAACAGCAGCACCAACCUGCAGCCUGCCCCCCUCAACAGUAAACCUGCCAAUCACAAUCAGGGCCCCCCCCUCACUGCUCUGGAAGUCAGCUUGAACCAACGUAACGUAGAGAAAGACAUAAACCCGGCUCCGCUAGAGGUUCCCAUGGUGAUGGAGGAGAACACCUGGACCACCGCAGAGAUGGGGAAAGGGCGCCAGAACUGCUCUCCGAGUUUCCCAGAGACUGUAGCUGCUGUCACAGAACCUGAAACGGUGCCACAAGUGGCACAAGAGGAGGACGAGUCGGUGCCGCCCCAGGAGGGCGGGGUGGCGUAUUAUGUGGACCUGCACGGCCACGCCUCUAAACGUGGAUGCUUCAUGUAUGGAAAUAAUCUUCCUGAUGAGAGCCAGCAGGUGGAGAACAUGCUGUAUCCGAGGCUGAUUGCUGUCAACUCUGCCCACUUUGAUUUCCUGGGCUGUAACUUCUCAGAGAAAAACAUGUACGCGCGCGACAAGAGGGACGGCCAGUCUAAAGAAGGCAGCGGCCGCGUCGCCAUUCACAAGGCAAUAGGGCUUCUUCACAGUUAUACUUUGGAGUGCAAUUAUAACACAGGAAAAACCAUGAACACUAUUCCACCUGCCUGCCAUGACAAUGGACGCGCAUCCCCCCCUCCAGCUUCAUCAUUCCCUCCAAAAUACACUCCAGAAAUAUUUGAGCAGGUGGGACGUGCAGUGGCUGUUUCAGCCCUCGAUGUGGCCGAGUGCAACCCUUGGCCUCGCCUGGUGCUGUCUGAGCAUACCUGCUUGACCAAUCUCCGAGCUUGGAUCCUCAAGCAUGUCCGCAAUACCAAAGGCCUGAACACGCACAUCCACGCCCCCCCGAGAGCGUCUAACAACGGAACCAAGGCGUCGCCGCCAAAAAGUUUCAACACCAGCUGCCUGUCAGCAUCAGCGUCAGAGAACGCCGUCGGCCACGUCCGCUGCAACAGCCACACUAACAGCGGUCAGACACCGUCUCCGAAAAUGCACAGCUCUCCGAGUUUUACCUUCGGCUGCCCUCCGCCCAGAACCCACGCACAGCACAACAACACGCACGCCAGCGGCCGCGGAGGCAACAAGACGCUCGGUCCAGUCAGGGACAUUAAGCCUCAGGAGAAGAGACGUCCCUCCCACCAUCGCUCCAUCCUGCGGUCUCCCAGCAACAGCCACACACCCUCCCGCCCCCCUCUGUCACCCCCUUCCUCCUCCUCCUCCUCGUCUUCCUCCGUGUGUGCAGCAGGUUCCUGUCCCCUCCCAGCCUCCGUCAGUAUGACAGGCAUCAGCUGCCCAGAUUUAAAGGCUGGUGCUGCCAGUUCAGUGAGCUGGUCCAGAAUCCCUUUCUCCACGCGUUCUGGGCGCGCAGGCCGAGGUUGCCGAACUCAUGAAACGAAUAGUCGCCCUGCAGAGACGUGUAGAGAGACUUCUAAAGACUCGGUGUCUCAACAUAUCCUGUCAUCCAUCAAAUUUCGCAAGUGUGAUCUCCACCUGCCCAUGAGCCACAUUCCCAUCUGGAGGAUGGGGUCGACGGAGACCCCUCCCAAACACGGCAAUAAAACAUCUCACAACUCGCCGGGGAAUAAGAAGGUGUCGGCCAACGUGAAGCUGCUCAGGCCCGGCCUCCACAGGCACCUGCCGAUCUCGGCAGGUGUAUCAGAGAAAAAAGAUGCUACACAGCUAGCGUCUAAAUCCCCGGCUGUGGAGAGCACAGACAGGAGUGUCCAUUAUGAAGCAAAUGUUAUCAUAGAGGCCGCGCCACCAGUGGACGGAGCUCUGCAACAGGCUGAGGAGACCACAGCGAUGCCUAUCCCAGAAGUUGUGAACAUGUGCGAGGCAGCGCCCCUCUGUGGAGAAGCCUAGAUACUCCACCAAGACUGAGGAUCUCUUCUUUAGGCCUUUCCUUUUCCUCCUAACUGUGAAGCUUUCUGUGGACCACUUGGGAUUCUGCAGACGCACACACUGGCCUAUGUGUAGUGCCUUCUGGGUCAGCUGCAGCAUGUCAUCAAAAUACAGUACAAUAUAGAGGCGUGGUUAACAGUUUCUCCUGCAAAGUCCUAAAAAAAGCGUAUAUUUUAUUUAUUUUUUUUGCUUACGAUCUGGUGGUGAGAUGAGUUGUCAGCCAUGUGAGUAAUGAAAUUAAUGUUGCACAGGCAGACACAAAAACCAUGAAUUAGCACUAAAAUUACAUUCCAUAAAAAUAAAAAACGAGUAAGAAUGUCGUCAGGAGAGCCUUGUUUGACGUGCAAUAGAAGAAUUUUGUCUCUUUGAAAGGUUUCCUGAGCAAGCGUGUUCUUUUCAGCCAGCAACUGCCCAUUAAAAUCACUGAGCAAUCUUACUUUUCACAGGAGCAGCUAAAGGUUAAGUGCCUUUCUUCCACAACAAAGACCUUCCCCCCACAGAUCUGUACCAUUUAAAGUGUUAUUGAAAUGUUCCAGCUCUCAUUACUGCACUUAACAUAUUGUUUUAAGCCCUUCUAUCUGCUCCAACACAGGAAUAUUAAAUGCACUCUGACCAACACUGUCACGCACCGGUGAACCUCUAGUAACCCACUCCACUCGUGCCGUCACUGCAGAGAGGGGAAGCUUUGUUCACAAUACCGAGCACAACAGCACAUUUUAAUGACUAUUAUCAUAGUGGCUGAUGACACAAAUAUAAGUUAUGUGUAAUUAUCUGAGAUUGUGUUUGAAGAGUAGUGUAAAUAAAGUUAAUUCCUGUGGACUUGUGACAUUUAGAAUUGAAAAAUCAAUCGUGCAGUCCUAGAGUAGAUAUCUGAAACAAGAUUUGUUUUCUUUAUUCAGAAGACAUAUCACUGAUGUUAAUUCUUUGACUUGAGAUCAACUUUGUUUGAGCCAAGUGAUCGUUUUAAGAUAAAUUCAGACUUGUGCCCAGAGGGUAUUAGUUAGGAAGGGCAUGAAAAACCCCAUGGUACGGUAACUUGGAGCAGUGUUUCCCCAACCCUGGUCCUCACGCACACUGUCCUGAAGGUUUUAGAUCAGGGGGGUCAAACUCAUUUUGCUUGGCGGGCCGGAUUUGACCAAUUUUUUUCUCAGGGGCCGCACGCUCAAAAUUACGACGGAGUAUUAGGGCCAAACUAAGACAAAAAAAAUUGGAAAUUACGAGAAUAAAGUCAUAAUAUAAUGAGAAUAAAGUCGUAAAUUUACCAGAAUAAAGUCGUAAUGUUGCGAGAAUAAAGUCGUAAUAUUACGAGAAUAAAGUCAUAACAUUACGAUAAUAAAGUCGUAAUAUUAUCGAGAAUAAAGUCGUAAUAUUACAAGAAUAAAGUCGUAGUUUAUGAGAAUAAAGUCGUAAUAUUAUGAAAAUAAAGUGGUAAUUUAUCUUGUGAAGUUAUAUAUAUAAUAUAUUUAAUAUUACGACUUUAUUCUCGUAAUAUUAUGACUUUAUUCUCGUAAUUUUUUUGUCUUAGU
Cololabis saira (Pacific saury) is the source of this 4679-nucleotide messenger RNA. RefSeq names its product cytosolic carboxypeptidase-like protein 5. Gene Ontology annotation, molecular function: metallocarboxypeptidase activity; zinc ion binding. Gene Ontology annotation, biological process: proteolysis; protein deglutamylation. The record is from RefSeq and is a predicted model, not a curated record. The coding region runs from base 196 to 3114 and encodes 972 amino acids. The transcript has 17 exons. Lineage: Eukaryota; Metazoa; Chordata; Actinopteri; Beloniformes; Belonidae.